UACUUCUAAAUAAAAGUAUCGAUACCUGCAUGGUAUCGUUUCAUCCCUAGUUAUAUUUGUAAAUUCCGAUCGUAGUUAAAAAAGUUCGACUUAACUCAAAUUCAGUAUGACGCUUUCUGUUACGUUAAGCAAAUCGGAUGUAUCCUAUUUAGAAAAAUGCUGUGAUUUCGCAUUUACUUAUGGAAUAAUUAUAUGCCAGAAAACAGAUCCUGAGAGCUUUUUAGUGGUCCAUCUAGCAAAGAACUGUGAAGAGGACGUGGAGUUUUUGCAAAAAACGAAUGGUAUGGAGCCGUUGCAAAGUGUUAACAACAUAAGUGAUAUAAGCAUACAAGCCCUAGCUACGCAGUGGAUUAGUGCAAGCAAAAUGUGCCCUGGAUCAUUUAGUGUGCAAGGCGUUUUUGUUACAAGUGACAAAGGAGUUCUUGAUGAUAAAAUAUUUACUGCUGCAAACAAUAUUUUACAUGAUUUGUGCAACCUUCUCCUUCAAGGAAAUAACUUUUGUACUUUAAUUGAUAAAGACAAUAUACCAAUCAUUUUCCUCGCAUAUUCCAUUGCUAGCAAAAAGGCAAUGUGUAGGGCUUAUACACAUGAUGUUAUGGGAGGUUCAUUUGCAUCAAUGAAUUGCUAUUUUUUGGAUAAACCUAUUGAUUGGUAUGCGUUUGAAUGUUGCUACGAACUGGACGACAUUUUUCCAAUUUUUGAUGACACACGUAAAAUUAACAUCGAGGAUCAAUUUCAACGUGCUAUAUCUUCAAUGAAGCAAAGCUUGUCCAAAUGUGAAAUUUUUAUAGAAAACGCGUUUGUGGAUGAUUCUUUAUCAUUGGAAGAAUUUGUGACUAUCAAUCGUAAAAACGAAGCUAAUGAAAACUAUAAGGCAACUUUAUUUCUACCUGUCAAGUGUCAUCAAGGUAGCGAAAACUUUAUUAAAGUAAGAAAAUUCAAAGGUACCAUUCGCCUUACUGGCGUUAUUUCUUCGCGAAUAUGGUGCACUAAAACCAAUGUUUUGGGCGAUGUUAAGCGAUUUUUGCGGAACGACAUAUUACGUUCAUUGGCGGCACGUAUCCAAGUUUACUGCGAUGGUUUGACCGAUCCUCAUGUUAGCAACGAUGUUAUUUUUAUAAGUGAACCCCCACGGCGCAUAUUUUUUAACAUAUUCGUCGAUGGAACAAUUAAUGCAAUACAAUUUUCAGAAUACAUAUUUCGAGGAGAAGCUCCAACUGUAGCUGUUGCGCAGGCUAAACAAGUUCUUGAUUUAGACGUCAGUUCAGAGAAUAUAGUGACAGACAUGGAGGGCUUACCUGACGAUGAAAUAUUUAGUGACAUGUCAUUAUCAAACUUACAGAAGACUUCUACCCAACAAAUUGGCAAUUCAACAAAAUACUUAACAAGAUCAAUUUAUAUUUUGAGUAUUUCAUUAACGCUUUUGAUUCUUUUGUUGUCUGUUUGGAUGCAUUACUUCUUUCAUUGACUGCAUUUGGAUAUGCACAUAUUUUAUUCUUUACAAAUAACCUUAAAUAAAUAGCAUUCAGAAAUCUAUUAA
Messenger RNA from Rhagoletis zephyria (snowberry fruit fly), 1540 nucleotides. Its product is annotated as protein odr-4 homolog. NCBI's taxonomy places the organism in Eukaryota, Metazoa, Arthropoda, Insecta, Diptera, Tephritidae. Gene Ontology annotation, cellular component: endomembrane system. Gene Ontology annotation, biological process: intracellular protein localization. The record is from RefSeq and is a predicted model, not a curated record.